AUGGCAAACCUCACCAUGGAUAACGUGACUGUGGAGAAUGACACGGCGGUGCAGGACAAUCAAACCCUGGGCGUUUGGACUGACUAUUCAGUUGAAUACAAAGUGGUCAGCGUGUUUUUGGUGUCCCUCAUAUGCGGGGUGGGGAUCGUGGGCAACGUGAUGAUCAUACUGGUGGUCCUGACCACCAAACACAUGCGGACUCCCACCAACUGUUACCUGGUGAGUCUGGCCGCGGCUGACCUGAUGGUGCUGACAGCCGCCGGGCUGCCCAACAUCACCGACGCCCUGUACGGACAGUGGGUGUUCGGCUACGCGGGCUGCUUGGGGAUCACUUAUUUCCAGUACUUGGGUAUAAACGCGUCCUCCUGCUCCAUCACUGCCUUCACGGUGGAGCGCUACAUCGCCAUCUGCCACCCCAUCAAAGCGCAAUUCCUGUGCACUUUAUCCAGGGCGAAGAAGAUCAUCAUGCUGGUGUGGGCGCUCACCUCAGUUUACUGCGUCAUGUGGCUCUUUCUGUCAGACACCAAGAAGUUGGUGUAUGACAACGUGGUGCUGCUCAGCUGCGCCUACAAAGUGUCCAGGAGUCACUACCUGCCCAUUUACUUCACUGAUUUCGCGGUGUUUUACGUGCUGCCCCUCAUGCUGGCCACGGUUCUGUACGGGCUGAUCGCCCGGAUACUUAUCCUGAACCCGCUGCCUUCGGACCCCAAAGACAGCACCAAGAAGUGGAAGAAGGAGACGAGUCAGGGAGGGCGGAUGAUCAGCACCAGCUCCUCCAGCAGCACCACGGCUGCCUCCCGCAGACAGGUUACAAAGAUGCUGGCUGUGGUGGUGAUCCUCUUCGCCUUACUCUGGAUGCCCUACCGGACCUUAGUGGUGGUCAACUCCUUCCUGGACAAGGCCUACCUGGAUACCUGGUUCCUGCUCUUCUGCCGUCUCUGUAUCUACCUAAACAGCGCCAUCAACCCGAUCAUCUACAACGCCAUGUCCCAGAAGUUCCGCGCUGCUUUCAAGAAGUUGUGUCACUGCGGCCCUCAGCGAAUGGAGAAACCGGCUUCUUACAGUGUGGCGCUAACCUACAGCGUCAUCAAGGAGACGUCCAAUGGGGAAAGUCCCGACCACUUCACGGAAAUGGAUGAUGAGCUAAACAUGCCAGCAGAUCAGUACUUACCUACCAGCAUCCUGCCAAGUGCCAAGAAGAUGCCCUUUGAGGAGCCUUCCUUGUCUGGGAGUGAUGUCAAAGUCUGACUGAAAGCAAAUUCUCCACCUAAAAGGGAUUCUGACAGCUGGAUUCAGUGACCCAUGGGACAUUUUAGAGACAUUUCCAUUCAAAG
Molecule: messenger RNA, 1334 nt
Organism: Chelmon rostratus (copperband butterflyfish)
Lineage: Eukaryota; Metazoa; Chordata; Actinopteri; Chaetodontiformes; Chaetodontidae
Gene: trhra
Product: thyrotropin-releasing hormone receptor a
Exons: 2
Coding region: 1-1248 (415 amino acids)
Biological process (GO): phospholipase C-activating G protein-coupled receptor signaling pathway
Cellular component (GO): membrane
Molecular function (GO): thyrotropin-releasing hormone receptor activity
Source: RefSeq, a predicted model, not a curated record